Messenger RNA from Xiphophorus maculatus (southern platyfish), 836 nucleotides. RefSeq names its product mitochondrial ribosomal protein L43 (gene mrpl43). Gene Ontology annotation, cellular component: mitochondrial large ribosomal subunit. Lineage: Eukaryota; Metazoa; Chordata; Actinopteri; Cyprinodontiformes; Poeciliidae. Gene Ontology annotation, molecular function: structural constituent of ribosome. The record is from RefSeq and is a predicted model, not a curated record. The coding region runs from base 143 to 598 and encodes 151 amino acids. The transcript is spliced from 3 exons. Gene Ontology annotation, biological process: mitochondrial translation.
GACCUUUCAAGCGACGGGCUGCCUUGUGUAGCUAGCGGUGAGGUUGUCCUCUACGAGUUUAGGAAUCGCAGUUUUUAUAAAUUACCACAUGUUAGCAGUGGUUUGUCUUUACUGAGUUGAAGAUAAAGUUGAAGGUCAAAGGAUGACCUCCAGAGGGACGCCCAGCCGCUUCCUGAAGAGCGUUCUUCAGAACGGUGUGGGCCGAUACGUGUGUCAACUGAAACGGGUCUCCAUCAUCUUCUCCAAGAGGUCUCCGAGCGCAUUGGGAGUCAGGGAUUUCAUUGAGGAGGGAGUGGUGGAUUAUGCCAAUAAGAACCCUGGGACUGUUGUUUAUAUUUCUCCUCAGACCAGUAGUAUCCCUAAAGUAGUUGCAGAGUACUUAAAUGGUAACACAAAGGAGGAGCUGCUCACCAACAAAACGUCGCAGCAGGUCUUAGAGGUUCUCACCAAACUGACCGACCAAUCUGGCCAGGACAUCAUCCGCAUCCGCAAGCCGUUUCACACCGACAGUCCAAGCAUCCAGGGCCAGUGGCACCCGUUCACACACCGCCCCCCAUCUGUCGGCCUCAUCAGACCACAGAACCAACAUGGAGAAUAAAGACUUCCUAAUGUUAUUGUUGGGACAGUUUCCAGAAACUAAUGAGGCUUGUCUUCAGGUUAUAGCCUGAGGGUCCUGCAGAGAAAACACAGUUCUGACAUGUGCUGUUAUUAUGUCCGCCAUCCUCUUAGCUGGAAGCAAAUGCAGUCUUCAGAUACAUUUGAAGCUAGCACGUUUAAUGUUAAUGUUUUUUAAAAAAGCAAAAUGUGUAUAUAAUGCAUUGUAUUGAAAUAAAAAA